AGUUAUAUUCUGAGGUCAGGUGACCCGGAAGUUGCCUUCUUCUUCUCCUACGCCCAGCAACAACAAACAGACCUGUUAGCUGUGUUAGCUCAUUAGCGCUCAGAUUGAAGUUAAAUACGGAUUUAUCCUCACACGUCUAAAAUGGCUGAAGUGGAGGAAACGCUGAAGAGGAUCCAGAGCCAGAAAGGAGUUCAGGGAAUCAUCAUCGUUAAUUCAGAAGGAAUCCCCAUCAAGACGACUCUGGACAACUCCAGCACGGUGCAGUACUCAGGUCUGAUCCACCAGCUGGUGAUGAAGGCCAGAAGCACCAUCCGAGACAUCGACCCCCAGAACGACCUGACGUUCCUCCGAAUCCGGUCCAAGAAGAACGAGAUCAUGAUCGCUCCAGAUAAGGACUAUUUCCUGAUCGUCAUUCAGAACCCCUCUGACUGAAGGACCCAACUCCUUCCUCCUCUUUGUUCGUCCAUUUAUCUUUUAUUUUCUUGUUGCUAAAUCAAAACCUUUCAUUGCGCUUCGCUGCACCGGGAAGUUACUCCAGGGUGAAGGCAGACGAACAUGUUUUAUCAUUCCACUCAAGUCUCUCUGAACGCCUUCAGCUUUGUUUCACUCGGUUCUAUCUCCACGGAGAACUUGUUAUUUAUUGUUUUGAGGUGCAGUAUUUCAGCGGUGAGUGGUGAACCACACUACGACCUACGACGUUUCUGCUAGUUAUUUGUAACGAAUUAAGAAAUUAAAAAAAGUCAAAAAUGGA
Mugil cephalus (flathead mullet) is the source of this 751-nucleotide messenger RNA. RefSeq names its product dynein, light chain, roadblock-type 1 (gene dynlrb1). Bases 142 to 432 code for a protein of 96 amino acids. Gene Ontology annotation, biological process: microtubule-based movement. NCBI's taxonomy places the organism in Eukaryota, Metazoa, Chordata, Actinopteri, Mugiliformes, Mugilidae. The transcript is spliced from 4 exons. Gene Ontology annotation, cellular component: centrosome; cytoplasmic dynein complex; cytoplasm. The record is from RefSeq and is a predicted model, not a curated record. Gene Ontology annotation, molecular function: dynein intermediate chain binding.